AUGGCCACAGAAUACGACCUUGACAAGACUGCUAAGGAACAGCCGCCAUUUAGCAUUAACGAGGUAUUCGUUAUCACGCAUCAUUUGGUGGCCGCUUGCGAUAUAGCCUUUCCUACGGCCCGGGUUCUUUUCCAAUUGAACACCCUGCGGAAAAUGAUGGUAUCAACUUCAGCCCGACCUAGGACCCUUAUACUAUCUUCCUGUUACGAGAAAGAAAACGAUGCGCUAAAGUGGAAAGAUAUUGAUCUGUAUAUGGUCAAACACCCCGAAUAUUCUGAUGCCCAAGUUCUUCUUAUGAGGGCGAGGCACAGGCUCAACAAGGGAAAGAGAAACCAGGGGAAUCCGCCUACAUUCACUUAUACCGAAAGAAAUGAUAAUCUAGGACUCUGUGUUAUUCAGGACAUACUCAUGUAUGCCUUUCUUAACGAUGCAUUUGCAAGCCCACAUAUCAAAUGCCCUCGAGAUAUUUGGCGCUUUACAAAAGUUCCAGAACAUCGCCACAGCACUCCUAUCCAUUUCAAGGAUAGCGUGAAAAAUAUCCCCAUUUUCAGGCGCGCUGUAAAGGCAGAAGACGGGACUUGGGUCACUGACUGCACCGUCGGCUUUUCGUAUAAGCAGGCGCAGGAGUACGAAAGAAAAGCUAGCGUAAAGGCUGGAUUCGCAGAUGAGGGAUCGCUCUACAAGUACCGCAAAGGCGUAGUUGAAAACUUAACACCACAAAAACUGAAUACUAAGCAAAAAGAGGCUAUCGAAACGGAAGCCGAACUCCAUGAUUUGAAAAAGGCACUUAAGUCGACUAGAGACGAACUCAUAUCAGAAUUUCAUAAGUUAAAGAAAGCGGAAGGAGCUUCCGACCCACGAUUCAGCGAAAUGAAGCAACUACAAAAGAAGAUUAGGACGAGACGAAAGAUGUUAGAACGCCGUGCUCAGAAGACAGCCCGGAAGGAAUUCUUUGAUAGUAUUAGAAACCGGAUCAUCGAGCAAAACCAGCAAGGGACUCCGGUCACUUUCACUCCAGACGUCAGCCAUAUCUAG
Penicillium soppii is the source of this 1035-nucleotide messenger RNA. RefSeq names its product FluG domain protein. The coding region runs from base 1 to 1035 and encodes 344 amino acids. The record is from RefSeq and is a predicted model, not a curated record. NCBI's taxonomy places the organism in Eukaryota, Fungi, Ascomycota, Eurotiomycetes, Eurotiales, Aspergillaceae. The transcript has 3 exons.